GCUCGGUCGGGCCAUAUUCUCGGCAGCCAGCAAGCGGCACCAGUUGUAGCGCGCGUUCAAGCGGAAACGGAAGUGCAGCGCAGCAGCCAACAGCAACAACAACAACAACAAAAACUGUGCAAACUGUUGCUUGGCUUCACGCGUGGUUUUCGGAGUGUCGCAACGCAAUUAAGACAAUUAGAAAAUUAAAUUCGGGAAAUUAAGAACAAGCGGUAUUUGCAGAAAAUUGAAGAAAUUAAAAGAAAAUUGAUUUUAAAAAAAAUGCAGCUGCCGCAGUAAAUCUACCCUCGCAGAACCACGCCCAAUCCUCGCCAGCAUUUGGUAAAUAUGGCACAGCAGCAGCAUAGCUGGGAUGGCGGCGAUGCCUCUGCCGGCACGGGCUAUGGCGUUCAUGGACAUACACCUACACAUACACACACACACACACAUGGUGGACACAAGACGCCAGCGCGUGCGGCCAGCAAUCCGUUGCCGUAUAAAGGCGCCACGCCCAAAUCGCCCAGAAGCUACCAUGCGGCGCCGCCCUCGGUCUAUGCCACGCCCACACAGUCAAGUAGCAACUAUGCCUAUGGCAGCUAUGAUCCGCCGCCGCCGCGCAGCCCGAAGAUAACGACAACCUAUGCGAAUGACAGCUGCGAUGAGGGAAGCAGCUCCACGCCCUCCUCAUACUAUCAGACGCCCACCUCGGGCUCCAUGGACGAUUCCUGUUCGCUGCUCAGCGGUCAAGCGACGCGCAGUCCCAAAUCGCCAUGCAAAUUUGUUUUCGAUGCGGUCAGUCCAGGCGCUGGCAUGGAUCAGUCAGCCUUGGGCAAGAAAUUCGAGUAUUAUGAGCCCAUAUCGCCGGACGAUGGCUCGCUGUACUAUGAGCCGCCCAGCUCGCCGCGUCGUCAGGGCUCCAAGAAGCUAAUGCGGGCACAGCCUCAGCAGCUGGAGCAGCGGCCGCAGUUGACCACCAGUCAAGGCAGCAGCAAGCGGCGGCGGGAUGAAUGGGAGCUGCCGGUCAUAACGAAAAUCGAUGCACGUUGCCUGAAUGCAACGGCAGCGGCAGCAGCAGCAGGUAUAUCCACGGGCUACUCAAGUGGCGGCAACAGCGGCAGCUAUUUUACCCUGAAGCGGGACUCGUGCGUCACAGAGUGCACACAGCUGUCAAUGGAGUCGGGAGAGACCCAGACACAGCACACGAACAGCACGCUGGUGACCACCACCACCACCACCAGUUUCAGCUACACGGACACGGAUGCCGGCGGACAACAGCAACAGCAGCAGCAUCAACUGCAUCGCCAGCGCCGUCAUGCCAUUAACAUCACCUCGAAUCCAGGGUAUCAGGUGCUGCACAGCUCACACUCCACCUUGGAUCGCACCUGCUCGGACAGCGUUGUCUCGCUGCGCUAUCGCAAAUCUACAAGUGACCUGACCCAGGAUGCCGAGCAUGAGCUCAGCGGCUGUAAGCCGUCUAAGCCCAAGCGGGAUGCGGUCGAGUACAAGCCGCGGCGCAGGGGCAGCUCCAAGGGUGGACUUGCCUACUUGGCCAGUCGGCGCAGCUCACGCGAGUCCAUGAAGAGCGCCUGCUCCAAUACUUCCAUUUUCUCCAACGAUGACAUCGGACCGUUGGCCUUCCAGAGCUCCAAUCGCGGACGACAGCGACGCACCUCCAACUUUUUGGAGCUACCAGUUCCCGAUCAUGUACGCCCGCGCGUAUGCUCGCUGCCGGAGCGCCCGUACAAUCCACGGGCCAGCGAUGAUCUCUAUCGACUGCGACAUUUCUCCAUCAGCAAAGGCAACGUGGUCAAUUGUGGGGACUCGAUAAUUUCGCGCCGUUCGCGCAGCAACACAAGUGUCAAUUCCACCAACAGUCGGGCCAGCGAACGUUCACCGUUUGAGGGCAGCUGCUGUGGUGCGGGCUAUGCGAACGUGGACUCGCUGCCCGCCUCGCCGGAUGAAUCGGAGAAUAUGGAGCCGCCACCGCCGGCACGCUAUCGUGUCGUCAUGCUGGGCGAUGCGGGCGUGGGCAAAACGGCGCUGGUCAAUCAAUUCAUGACCUCGGAGUAUAUGCACACCUACGAUGCGAGCCUAGUUUUAGACGAUGAGUUCGGCGAGAAGACGGUCAGCGUGCUGCUCGAUGAUGAGGAAUCCGACAUGGUUUUUAUCGAUCAUCCCAGCGUUGAGAUGAGCGUGGAGAAUUCCCUCUCCACCUAUGAGCCGCAUGGCUGCGUGGUGGUCUUCUCUGUGGUGGACAAGGGCUCCUUUCGCAUCGCCGAGGAGAUUAUCAACUAUUUGUGGCAGGAGAAUUACACCAAGGAUAAGGCGGUCAUACUUGUGGGCAACAAGGCAGACUUGGCUCGUGCGCGGCUUAUCACGACACAGGAGGGCAAAACAUUGGCCGCCUCACGCGAUGCCAAAUUUAUUGAGACGUCCAGCGGCAUACAGCACAAUGUCGAUGAGCUGCUCGUCGGUAUACUGAAGCAGAUGCGGCUAAAGGAGACGCGCGAGAAGAAAGCUACCUCAUCGAAGAUGAAAACCUCACGCACUCACAUUUCGCUGCAUCUGGCAAAGGAAAUCCUACAAAAAAUUUGCCUUAGCGACAUUUCCAAAUCCAAAAGCUGUGAAAAUCUUCAUGUGCUGUAAAAAACUUGGAAAAUUUGAAAGAGAAAAUUCCCCCAACAAGCAGGCGCAACAAAUCAAUAGCCGAAAAAAGAAAAUAAUAAUCAUAAACAGAGCUAAACAAAAAAUUAUUUUGCUAGCAUUUAAAAAUAUAAAAGUAUACAUAAAAAUAAAUAUAUGUAUACAAGCUCCCUAUAAAGCCCAUAUAUACCAUAUAAACCAUAUAUAUAUUCGUAUUAUAUAGCCAUUGCUCAGCUUGCAUGUUUUGAUGUUCUCUUUUUAAAGGCGUUUUUACGAGUAUUAUAAACAUAUACAAAUUAUUAUGAAUGUUGAGACAAGAAAAACAAAAUAUGUUACAGCCAAUUUGUGUACGAUAUAGACCUAUAGUAUAUGUAUGUAUAUGUGCGGGUUGUGUGUUAAAGUUGAGAACAGGUGUUGAGCAGAAAAUGUUAUAAAACACGUUGCAGACAAUUGGUAGUAUUUGCCAUAAUAUUUGGGCUCGUUUCUCAUGUGCUUGUCAAAGUUGACAAUUACUUGGGCAUAUUCUCAAAAUAGAUUCCGUUUUCUCAGCUUGCCGUUAAUUGAUUUGUGGGUUGGGAUUAACAACAAGCAUUAACGUUGGCAGGCAAAUGAGAAAAUUAAUUCAGGUUAAGCCUAAUUGAAAUUCUGGGAUAACUGCUAGUCAACUUAAGCUUUGAAGUAAACUGGGCUUACGCUGCUUUUAUUUUUAAACAGCUUACAUUGAAUUGACAGAAACAUGUGCAAAAUGAUGUAAAGCUUAAAAAAAAAACAAAAAGCAUGAGAAAAUUUGGGUAAAUUUGUGGUAAGCUUUUGGUCAACUGACCUGAACUUUGACAGGAUAAUAUAUUAACGUAUGUCAACUAAGCUCAUUUUAGAAAAUGAAGGUAACUAACAUGGACUUUGUCAUACGUUAAAUUGACUGUUAAUGAGCUGGUCUAAAACUCGCCAAGCUUCUGGUCAACUGACAAGAACUUAGGGGAAAUUGCUCUAGAUAAGCUUGGUUAAGAAAAUGGAAUAACUACUGAUUAACAAAGGUGAACUUGGCAGGAGUCAGAUAGGUAUUAGAUGAGUUGGCUUUAGCUUGUAGGUCAUUUAGAUAAACUUUGACAUAGGCAUAUUAGAAGGGCACUAAACGACCCACGCUCUGAAUCUAGAGUAUAUUCUAGUUAACUUAUAUUGACUUUUAUUACUGUAAAGAAGGCGUAAGUAGAGCUGAAUUAAAGCAGCGUAAUCUAUGGUCAAGUCACAUGAAUUUUGACAGGGACAUGGCCUAAAAGGAAACUAGAUUAGCUGACCUAAGGUUAGGUUUAAACAGAUUGCAGUAUAAUUUCGAUAUUUUAUACCUUUAAAAACUUAUCACAGACGCGUUGUUCGUACAAGGCCCCAGUCAGUGGCAUUUGGCUGGUGCGGUCAGGCCCCCGAUUUGGCGAUUGUAGCGUUUUGUUUAUAGCGGAUGUUUUGAUUGGUUUGCCAGUUAGACCCAGACAGCAGCAGGCAGCAGUUAUCGCCAGUUCGAGCGUCUGGCCUUGGCAUAGCCCCGAGCGCACCUACUUUUUGGUGCCAGAGCUGAUAACAGCCAGAAGCAGACGCGACGCGUGGCAUUAAGAAUUUUGCAAGAUGGGUUCUGGUGGGGAGUAUUGUUAGAUCUCGCACACAUAUACAUACAAUAUAAUUAAAUAUAAUUGUAUAUUUCUAUGUGUUCCGAUGCAAGACAAAAAUCUUUAAUUCAAUAAUGUGCUGUCAAUUUUUUUUCUUAAAAAAAAAAACAAAAAACAAAAAUAUGCUUCAACUAUAAUCCUGCAGAAAUAUUUAAGUACUUAUAUGAAUGUGUUUUAAGAAAAUUUACAUUGUUAGAUGUGUGUUUAACUAAACUGUAUAUUUAUGAUUAAGGCUCCUUUGAGUACUUAGACGACAAGCUUAAGGCAUAUAAUUAUAUAUGUAUAUUUUCAAAAAGAGCGCCAACUUUAUCAAAAUUUACUUGAAACUUGGUAAGCUACCAAAAGACACACACACACACAAACACACACAAAAUAAAAUCUCUUCCAAGCAAACAAAAUACAAAUGCAAAUGAAACUCAUAUCGGAAUGACUGUUAAAUGUUGACUGUUGUUUAUUAACUAAGCCUAAAAUGUUACUGAAUUUAGUAUAAAAAAAAAUAAUCAAAUGGAAAAACUCUAUAUAUAUAUAUCUAUAUAUACAUACAUAUAUUUAUGUACCUCUCUUUUAGAAUAUCUAAUGCGAAAUGUUUAAGAAAAAUAUUUACACUGCGGCUGCCUGCUGUCUUUCUAUCCUCUUAACUCAUGCGCUUAAAUAUAAAUAUAUAUAUAUAUAUAUACGUAAGUCAGAGUUCUAUUUGUAAGUACUUUAACUAACACACAUAUAGACACACACACAUUUAACUAUUUUCGUAUUCGCACAUUGUAUAUGGAGCUAACGAGCAGCUGCUUGCCACAGGACUAGCCAGGACUUUGGCUUUGUUUAACCUUCACUCACAGCUUUCUCAAGUGCACUUUAUCAUUUGGCAGACAAUCACACAAACACACACACAAAUGCACUGGCUCAACUUUAAUGUUGAUUCGACUGCAGCUGAAAAUGAAAAUAUGAAAAUAAAAAGUUUCGCUUGGCCCAACUUUUAAUUUGCAGCAGUUGGCAAAGUGCGCAACAAAAAGCAACGACAACAACCACAACACAAACACACACAAAAGCAGCGCUAAAACCUAAAAACUCAACGAAAUAAAAAAAGAGCAAAAAAAAAUACCAUAUAAAUAUAUGAACAAACAAGGCGUAUACGCAAUCUGCAUCGCGCAUACGCUGCGUGUGACGUCCCAAGCGGCGGCUUUAAAUUUGAUUUACGCAAAAAGAAAAACUCUCUCGCUAAGCAUAAAUUCAAAUCAAAGCUAACUAAAUGCCCACCGAAUUUAUUGUGUACUCUUACAAUAUAUGUACAUAUACAUAUAUGUAUUUGUGUAAAACUGAAAACAACCUUUGAACAUUUAUCUAAGCAUUCAAUUAAUUAAUCUAGUAUAUAUCGCGCUAUCGAAAGAGCCUCAAGGCUGAGGUCAGAGUGGAAGCGAGAAGCGUAGCGCUAAAUGAAGAAGUAAAGAGAAGCAAAAGAGGGUGUCGAAGCGCAGUGAAAGGAACACUGAAGAAAGAAGAGAAUAACCUAAGAAAAGGCGUUUGAAAAAGUUUUGCAAGGCACAUGGAAAAAAAGUAACAGAAGGGAGAAGCGCGAUAAGAAGUAAACUCUACUGUUCUGAUUGAAGAACCAUUAAACUUGCUGUGCUCAGCACAUUUUAAAGACAUUCAAAUAAACAAGAAAAAGUUAUAUGCUACUUUAAUUGCUUCCUUCAGUUCUAAUCCUUUAAUCAGCUUAGCGCAGGAGAACAAAGGCAGAAGCGUAGCAACAAGUACAAUUUUUAUCGCAAUUGAAAUUGAUUUUAAGAGUACUUUUCCACCCAACGAAAUCUUAUGGCCCACAUCUCAAAUCACGCUGCGCAAAUCUAUUCGCUUCUCGCUGUCCAUCCGAACUCAGCCAAAGGCAUAACUGUAUAUACAUAUAUAUUUUUCCACUGCACACUAUGCAACAAGUAAAACUUUUGACAACUUGCAUAACUUAAUCAAAAUUAUGCAAUUACCAAAAACUCUGAAAUACAAUUUUUUUCGUAGCGCAGUUUACUGUCAAUUUCCAAAGCGCUUAAGCUACAUAACUUUCAACGAAUUUGUUGCAUAGUGUUUAAUGAAAUCAAAAAUGAAAUAUGGCAGAACUAAAAUAAAUUGAAGGAAAUGUGCUGAUGUCACAAAGCUGAGUCUGCAGAAAGUUACAAAAAUAAACUUUUCGAAGCGAACUUAACAUGGAGAUCAAAUGCAAUUUUUUACUGUUGUGAUCUGUCUCUGUCUCUGUCUCUAUAUCUGUCUCUGUCAAACACAAACUAUAUAAGCAUUAUAAAGGACAAAGCCACAAAA
Molecule: messenger RNA, 6584 nt
Organism: Drosophila montana
Lineage: Eukaryota; Metazoa; Arthropoda; Insecta; Diptera; Drosophilidae
Gene: Rgk2
Product: Rad, Gem/Kir family member 2
Exons: 7
Coding region: 328-2625 (765 amino acids)
Cellular component (GO): plasma membrane
Molecular function (GO): GTP binding; calcium channel regulator activity; GTPase activity
Source: RefSeq, a predicted model, not a curated record